Messenger RNA from Notothenia coriiceps (black rockcod), 1409 nucleotides. RefSeq names its product purpurin. Bases 492 to 803 code for a protein of 103 amino acids. The transcript is spliced from 2 exons. NCBI's taxonomy places the organism in Eukaryota, Metazoa, Chordata, Actinopteri, Perciformes, Nototheniidae. The record is from RefSeq and is a predicted model, not a curated record. Gene Ontology annotation, molecular function: retinoid binding; retinol transmembrane transporter activity.
GAUGAGCUGCAGAGGUCGGAUGGCACAUGCAGGUAGACCAGCCAGGAGGGAGUUGCAGUAGUCUAGGCGUGAGAUAACGAGAGCCUGGGCCAGAAGUUGCGUCGUUUUCUGGGUCAGGAGGGGAUGGAUCACAUUCAAAAUAAGCCUUCUUUUUUCAAGUGCAUAUCCAUAUUGUACUGAUGAAAUGGCUCUCAACAUAUUUGCCCUAAUGAUUUGUCUCCACAGUAUGCAGGAAAGUGGUACGCUCUGCAGAAGAAGGACCCUGAGGGUUUGUUCCUGCAGGACAACAUCUCUGCUGAGUACACCAUCGGAGAAGAUGGAGCCAUGGUCGCCGCCUCCAAGGGCAGAGUUACUCUCUUUGGGUGGGUAUUUAAGUGGUGGAAAGUAAUUAAGUACUUCCACCCAAGAACUAUACUUAAAUACAACUUUAAGGCCCUUUUGCAAAAGUGCAAUUUCUCUUUUGCUCCAGGUUCUGGGUGGUGUGCGCCGACAUGGCCGCUCAGUACUCUGUGCCCGACCCCGCGUCCCCCGGCAAGAUGUUCAUGAACUACCAGGGCCUGGCCAGCUACCUUUCCAGCGGAGGCGACAACUACUGGGUCAUUGACACAGACUACGAGAACUACGCCCUCACCUACGCCUGCCGCACCCUGAAGGACGAUGGAAGCUGCGACGACGGAUACUCCCUGCUCUUCUCCCGCAACCCCCGCGGCCUCCCCCCCGCCAUCCAGAGGGUCGUCCGCCAAAAACAGGAGGAAAUCUGCAUGGUCGGCGAGUUUCAGCCUGUGCUGCAGACUGGUACGUAACGUACAUGUACUCAACUCCUGUAAUUAAGUAUACAUUUGAGGUACUUCUACUUUAAUCGAGUAUUUCUAUUUAUGCUAUAUUUAAUACUUCUACUGUGCUACAUUUUGGAACUCAAUAUUGUACUUAAUACCUCUCGCCAUUUAUUGGGAUGUUUAUUAAUAUUGUCACAUUCGAAACAUUUCUUGUCACUACGCCCUCGAAAUGACUCCCUUCACAAUAAGAAUGUGGCCUUUUUGGUUCAUUACAAUCGGGCAAGUCUAGAGAAAUCACAAGACUGAAUGUAAAAGCUUUUAAAAAGUUAACUUUGUGGACAAGUAUUCAUCUCUGGAUCUUAACAACUAAUUAGAAAAUAUUUUUGUAAUUUUAUUUGUUACAUUUGAAUAAAUCUAACACUUGUUUCUCUCUCUUGUUUUAACAGGAGCCUGCUAAACUUCUUCUUCUGGAGUCUCUGUAUAUACCGGAUGAUCAUCCUGCCCAAAAUGAAGACAUAGCCCUUCUCAAAGAAAGAAUAAUAAUUCUGUUAUGAUGUUCAAACGUCAUAAGAGAGACUUCGGAUAUAUCAAAUGAAAUGUCACAUUGAAUAACUAAAUCAACACUGCCAAUGA